GACUUCACCCCUGGGGAUUUGGUGUGGGCCAAGAUGGAGGGGUACCCCUGGUGGCCCUGCCUGGUCUACAACCACCCCUUCGACGGGACCUUCAUCCGUGAGAAGGGGAAGAGGUCCAAGUCCGUCCGUGUCCACGUGCAGUUUUUUGAUGACAGCCCAACAAGGGGCUGGGUCAGCAAAAGGAUGUUAAAGCCCUACACAGGUUCAAAGUCUAAGGAAACCCAGAAAGGAGGUCAUUUUUAUAGUGCAAAGCCUGAGAUACUCAGAGCAAUGCAGCGUGCAGAUGAAGCUUUGACUCAAGACAAGACGAAGAGGCUUGAACUGGCUGUGUGUGAUGAGCCUUCGGAGCCAGAGGAAGAGGAGAUGGAGGUGGGUACGUCUGAUAAAAGUGAGGGUAACGGGCUGGAGAGUGAGGAGGAAACGCAGCCCAAAAUGGAAGGGAUCCGGAGGAGUAGCCGUCAGUUCAAGAAACUGAGGGUUUUUUCCGACUCGGAGAGUGAUACAGGUGGCUCUGACGUGGAGUUCAAGCCAGACAUCAAGGAGGAACGCAGCAGUGACGGGAUGAGUGACGGUGCUGGCGACAGCGAGAUCGAAGAUCUGGAGAGUCCAAUCAAAGCUGCUCCCAAGCGGAAGAGGGCAGGGACCGGAAAUGGCUCCAUUAAGAGGAAGAACUCCAAGAAGGAUGCCAAUCGAACCUCGGGCAUUUUAUCAGAAACCAAGAGCGCUUUGAGUGGUUUCUCGGUGCCCAGUAGUGUUUCGGAACCCAGUGCCCCUGUUGGUGAGGAUAGUGGUCAGCUGACUGUCUGGUAUCAUGAGACGUUAGAGUGGCUUAAGAAGGAUAAGAGAAGGGACAUGCACAGGAGGUGGCCCGACCACCCUGAUUUUGAUGCGUCUACUCUCUACGUGCCUGAGGAUUUCCUCAAUUCUUGCACCCCUGGCAUGAGGAAGUGGUGGCAGAUCAAAGCCCAGAAUUUUGAUCUUGUCAUAUUUUAUAAGGUAGGGAAGUUUUAUGAGCUGUAUCACAUGGAUGCUCUCAUUGGGGUCAGUGAACUGGGGCUGGUAUUCAUGAAGGGCAUCUGGGCCCAUUCGGGCUUCCCUGAAAUUGCCUUUGGCCGGUAUUCAGACUCGUUGGUGCAGAAGGGCUAUAAAGUUGCACGUGUGGAGCAGACCGAAACCCCGGAGAUGAUGGAGGCCCGAUGUCGAAAGAUGGCACAUAUCUCCAAGCAUGACCGAGUGGUGAGGAGGGAGAUCUGUAGGGUCAUCACCAAGGGGACGCAGACUUACAGUGUUCUGGAAGGAGACCCAUCGGAGAACUACAGUAAGUAUCUGCUCAGUAUUAAAGAGAAGGAGGGCGAUCUUUCGGGCCACACGCGUGAGUACGGAGUGUGCUUUGUUGAGGCCUCGCUGGGAAAAUUCUUCAUCGGCCAGUUUUCUGACGACCGUCACUGUUCUCGGUUCCGGACGCUUGUGGCCCACUAUCCCCCAGUCCAGGUCUUGUUUGAGAAGGGGAACCUCUCACUGGAAACCAAGACGAUUCUGAAGGGCCUGCUGGCUCCCUCCCUCCAGGAAGGUCUGGCACCAGGCUCCCAGUUCUGGGAUGCAGCCAAGACCCUGCGGACUCUACUUGAGGAAGGCUAUUUUUCAGAACAAUCAGGCCAGGAUGGUGGGGCGAUGUUCCCUGAGGUGCUGAAAGGAAUGACCUCAGAGUCUGACGUUAUUGGCCUGACACCAGCAGACAAGAGUGCGUUGGCCCUCUCUGCUCUUGGUGGUUGUGUCUUUUACCUCAAAAAAUGCCUUAUCGAUCAGGAACUCUUAUCCAUGGCUAAUUUUGAAGAGUAUGUUCCCCUGGAUUCGGACAUGAUCAGUGCUAACAAACCUAGCGCUGUCUUUGCUCGAACCAAUCAACGAAUGGUGCUAGAUGCUGUGACAUUGAAUAACUUAGAAAUUUUUAUGAAUGGAACAGAUGGUUCCACUGAGGGGACCCUCUUGUCGAAGGUUGAUACGUGCCACACCCCAUUUGGCAAGCGGCUUUUAAAACAGUGGCUGUGCGCCCCGCUCUGUAGCCCUUGGGCCAUCAAUGACCGUCUAGAUGCUAUAGAGGAUCUCAUGGAAGUGCCUGACAAAGUCUCAGAGGUGGUGGAGCUUCUCAAGAAGCUUCCAGACCUGGAGAGGCUGCUGAGUAAAAUUCAUACUGUUGGGUCUCCCCUCAAGAACCAGAAUCACCCCGAUAGCCGGGCUAUAAUGUAUGAGGAGACAACAUACAGCAAAAAAAAGAUCAUUGAUUUUCUUUCUGCCCUGGAAGGCUUCAAGAGCGUAUGUAAAAUUAUUGAGAUCAUGGAGGAUAGCAUUGAUGACUUCAGAUCUAAAAUUCUUAAACAGAUCAUUACUCUGCAGACAAAAAGCCCCAAGGGCCGGUUUCCUGAUUUAUCUCUAGAACUGAACCGCUGGGAUACCGCCUUUGACCAUGAAAAGGCCCGAAGGACUGGGCUGAUUACUCCCAAAGCAGGAUUUGACUCGGAUUAUGACCAGGCUCUUGCAGACAUUAAAGAAAAUGAACAGAGCCUCCUAGACUACUUGGAGAAACAGCGCGUCAGAAUCGGUUGUCGGUCCAUAGUCUACUGGGGGAUCGGUAGGAAUCGCUACCAGUUAGAAAUUCCAGAGACUUUCGCCAACCGGAAUUUGCCAGAAGAGUAUGAGUUGAAAUCUACCAAGAAAGGCUGUAAGAGAUACUGGACAAAGACCAUCGAAAAUAAACUGGCUAAUCUGAUGAAUGCUGAGGAGCGCAGGGAUGUGUCACUCAAGGACUGCAUGCGGCGUCUCUUCUAUAACUUUGACAAGAACCACAAGGAUUGGCAGGCGGCUGUGGAGUGCAUUGCAGUACUGGAUGUCUUACUGUGCCUGGCUAACUACAGCCGAGGGGGUGACGGUCCUAUGUGUCGCCCAGUGCUUCUCUUGCCGGGAGAACACGCGCCCCCUUUCUUAGACCUUAAAGGAGCACGUCAUCCCUGCAUCACAAAGACUUUUUUUGGAGAUGACUUUAUCCCUAAUGAUAUUCAAAUAGGCUGUGAUGAAGAGGAGGAAAGCAGUAAAGCAUUUUGUGUGCUGGUUACUGGACCAAAUAUGGGGGGCAAGUCUACACUGAUGAGACAGGCUGGUCUCUUGGCUGUGAUGGCUCAGAUGGGUUGUUACGUACCUGCUGAAAUGUGUAGGCUAACACCAAUUGAUAGAAUAUUCACCAGACUUGGUGCCUCAGACAGAAUAAUGUCAGGUGAAAGUACAUUCUUUGUUGAAUUGAGUGAGACAGCCAGUAUACUUACACAUGCAACAGUCCAUUCUUUGGUGCUUGUGGAUGAAUUAGGAAGAGGGACUGCCACAUUUGAUGGGACAGCAAUAGCAAAUGCCGUUGUUAAAGAACUUGCUGAGAAUAUCAAGUGUCGCACGUUAUUUUCUACCCACUACCACUCGUUAGUUGGAGAAUACUCUCAGAAUGUCGCAGUUCGCCUUGGACACAUGGCUUGCAUGGUAGAAAACGAAUGUGAAGAUCCCAGCCAGGAGACCAUCACCUUCCUCUAUAAAUUCAUCAAAGGAGCUUGUCCUAAAAGUUAUGGCUUUAAUGCAGCAAGAUUGGCUAAUCUUCCAGAGGAGAUUAUUCAAAAGGGACACAGAAAAGCAAGAGAAUUCGAGAAGAUGACUCAGUCACUGCGGUUAUUUCGGGAAUUUUGUCUUGCUAGUGAAAGAUCCACUCUCGAUGCUGACUCUCUCCAUAAGCUGGUGACUUUGAUGGAACCAUAAACUGCAUUGGAAGCUUUUGACAAAGGUGGUAAAUUCAGACAACAUUAUGAUCUAAUAAACUUUAUUUUUAAAAAAUGA
Messenger RNA from Suncus etruscus (white-toothed pygmy shrew), 3870 nucleotides. RefSeq names its product mutS homolog 6 (gene MSH6). The record is from RefSeq and is a predicted model, not a curated record. Gene Ontology annotation, biological process: mismatch repair. The transcript is spliced from 9 exons. Lineage: Eukaryota; Metazoa; Chordata; Mammalia; Eulipotyphla; Soricidae. The coding region runs from base 34 to 3792 and encodes 1252 amino acids. Gene Ontology annotation, cellular component: MutSalpha complex; nucleus. Gene Ontology annotation, molecular function: mismatched DNA binding; ATP binding; ATP-dependent DNA damage sensor activity.